Helianthus annuus (common sunflower) is the source of this 602-nucleotide messenger RNA. RefSeq names its product dCTP pyrophosphatase 1. Gene Ontology annotation, molecular function: nucleoside triphosphate diphosphatase activity. The transcript is spliced from 2 exons. NCBI's taxonomy places the organism in Eukaryota, Viridiplantae, Streptophyta, Magnoliopsida, Asterales, Asteraceae. The record is from RefSeq and is a predicted model, not a curated record. The coding region runs from base 31 to 387 and encodes 118 amino acids. Gene Ontology annotation, biological process: nucleoside triphosphate catabolic process.
CACACAUCACAUUAGUGUAGGGGCUUGAACAUGGAGAGCACAAAUAAAUUUCCCAGAAAAUUCAAGGAUGUUUCACUAGAGGAACUCAGAGAUAAGGUAGCGGAAUUCGCUAAAGUAAGGAACUGGGACAAAUUUCACAGUCCAAGAAAUCUACUCUUAGCUUUGGUAGGGGAAGUGGGCGAGUUGUCAGAGAUAUUCCAAUGGAAAGGAGAAGUGGAAAGAGGGUUACCAAACUGGAGUAGUGAUGAUAAAAAGCAUUUGGAGGAAGAAAUCUCUGAUGUUUUGUUGUAUUUGGUCCAGCUUGCUGAUGUUUGUGGUCUUGAUCUUGGCCAAGCUGCUCUAUCCAAGAUUGUCAAGAAUGCGCAGAAAUACCCUCUUCGUGACUAGUUUCGGUUUAUCAACAUUUUCAUUUUGUGGGUCCUGUCUCGACGUCAACCAUAAGUCUUAGUUGCUUAAGAUAUAUGUAAGAAAUAAAUCUAAUAUGUUUUGUGUCAAUUUUGUUUACUAGGGUUUUUUUUUUUUCGUGUUUUAUGGUCAUCGAUUCGAUCAUCAACCUUGUCAAGGUUACCUGUUUUGAAUUAUAUGAAAUGAUAUUCUGAGUU